GUAUGUUGCAUCUGCACCUCAGGGCCGAAAGUUUUUGUUUUUGCAUUUUCUUUUUGUUUUUCUGUUUUGCACUUCAGAGCCACCGUAAUUCAGGACAGGAGAAAUUCAUUUCAUGGUAAUGGGCUUUGAGUCCACUUGCUCGACCGGGCAAGGUAGGGAAAAGAAAUUAAUGUUGAGCCCUGUUUUGAGUUAGGGGGUACUUCACCUCUGCUUCAGUCGUUAUUUUUCGAUAGCAGACCACCUCGUCGUGGAUUUUGAUAGCAGACCACCUCGUUGUGGAUUAUCCCAUAGUGACAUGGAAUCGGUCUCCUUGCAAGCAAAUAUAGCCAUCAUCCAUCCACCAUCCAAGUGACCCGGGGGCGUGGCAGAGAUCGCAAUACGCGAGACGCAGCAGCGAGAACUGCAGGCCACAGAGCUUAGCUUCACAGCGCAAUUUAAAAUAAGUUUCUGCGUUUCUGUUAUUAAACAUUGAAUAACAUAGCCCCCCUUUUUUGUCGCCGGCGAUGAGGCAGACCUCAGGGGUUUUAGUCUGAUGGGGAUUCAUUAACAGCUCCUAGAGGCUAAAAAAUCAUAUAAAUAUGAUGAGUUAACACUAAAUUAUUCAGAGUACUCUGCAAGGUGUGCAAGUUGCAUUAUCUACAUCUUUCAUGCAAGCUCACUUGAGGAUCAUUUUUUGAAUGCUUGCAUUAUGUAUAAUGAUGGGACAUUAGAUUUUCAGUGAAACUGUAAUCAUUUUUUUCAUUCAUGAAUCUCUCAGGAGUACAUCAAGAGGAGACCUGUGUCUUUCCCUGUUUAAGGACUUCAACAACAGCAGUUGAUGUGCUGCUGUAUGUGUCUGUAGCAGUGGUUGAGACACUGACAGUGUGUGGAAACCUGCUUGUGAUCAUCUCCAUCUGUCACUUCAAACAGCUUCAGACACCAACUAAUUUCUUCCUACUGUCCCUGGCCAUGGCGGACUUUCUUGUUGGAGUAAUUGUGAUGCCCCUCUACUUUACUAUGUUGAUAGCUCCACAAAGGUGCUUUACUACAGUAUACUGCACAAUAUUUCAUGUAGUAGCCUUUUACCUUACUUUUGUCUCAAUUUAUAAUGUAACUUUAAUUGCAAUAGACCGAUAUGUUGCUAUCUGCAAUCCUUUUCAGUACUCCAUGAAAAUGACUUUGAAUGUAACUUUGAGGAUAAUAUCCAUAGUGUGGUUGUCUUCAUUAAUCUACAAUAUGGUCCUUCUUUAUUUCAAUGGAAAUGUUCCAGACCUGAAGGAAAAUAUUACAUGUGUUGAGUGUGCUGUUCACUUUAAUGAAAUAUUGGCCAUUGUUGACUGUCUAAUCAUAUUUAUUGUGCCAUGCUUAACAAUUAUAAUCAUGUACCUGAAAAUUUUUUUUAUCGCUAAAAAUCAUGCAAAUAAAAUCCGGUGUGCCCAAAAGUGCACAAAAGUAAAUAAUGCUACUGUAACAUCAGAAAGAAAAGCAGCAAAAGCACUAGGGGUUCUAGUAGCAGUGUUCCUUCUCUGCUUAGUACCCUUCUACAUAUGUGCUUUCCUUGCAGCAUAUAUUAGUAACAAAGCAAUACAUAUUGCAGCUUCAAAUCUGUCAACUGUAUUUUUUCUGAAUUCUGCAUUAAAUCCUAUCAUUUAUGCUCUGUUCUAUCAAUGGUUUCAGAGAUGUGUUAAACUCAUUUUAACAUAUAGGAUAUUCCGUGCAGGAUCUUCAGAUCUGAAUGUGCUUGCAACGAAAUAAACGUAAUUUCCUGUGCAUUAGAAUGUGAUGUAAUAAAAUUGUUACUUUUUAUUUGAAUAUUCUCAUUUUUGUUUUAUGGUUUACACACCACAUGUCUGUUAUUGAACACAUGUUGAUUAAUUCUUCCACUCAACUAAGAAAAAAUCACAGAUUUUCAAAUAGCCCUGAAAGUCUAAUAUUUCUAUUAUCUUUUCCUUUUAGUUCUUUAUUUUUAUUCUUUAGUGUAUGU
Anguilla anguilla (European eel) is the source of this 1963-nucleotide messenger RNA. Its product is annotated as trace amine-associated receptor 13c-like. Bases 745 to 1734 code for a protein of 329 amino acids. Gene Ontology annotation, biological process: G protein-coupled receptor signaling pathway. Gene Ontology annotation, molecular function: trace-amine receptor activity. The record is from RefSeq and is a predicted model, not a curated record. The transcript has a single exon. Gene Ontology annotation, cellular component: membrane. Lineage: Eukaryota; Metazoa; Chordata; Actinopteri; Anguilliformes; Anguillidae.